Messenger RNA from Aspergillus ibericus CBS 121593, 996 nucleotides. RefSeq lists its product as uncharacterized. Gene Ontology annotation, molecular function: transcription coregulator activity. NCBI's taxonomy places the organism in Eukaryota, Fungi, Ascomycota, Eurotiomycetes, Eurotiales, Aspergillaceae. Bases 1 to 996 code for a protein of 331 amino acids. The transcript has 2 exons. The record is from RefSeq and is a predicted model, not a curated record. Gene Ontology annotation, cellular component: mediator complex. Gene Ontology annotation, biological process: regulation of transcription by RNA polymerase II.
AUGCCUAUCACAGGGGUAUACUUCAUCCCAUCAAAUCCCAAUGCCUCAACAGGGCUGGCGACCGUCACCGAACGCCUGCACACAGCCUUAGCAGAGGAACCAACAUUAGUAGGUCGUUGGUUCUUAGAACACAGGCUAAUGCGAGAUACACCAUCAUGUGUUCCUGCCUCAGCCUCCCAACGACAAGUGCAACCGCGCUACAUGCAAUUCCUUUCACUAUCUUUCCACGCAAACCAUGGCUUCAUCUACACCUCUGAGGCGCUCGAGAAAGGUGGACACCACCGCCCGACCCCCUCUACAGCCGGAGCACCGGCCAAUCCUACUCCAAUGGGAGCUCCAGGCCCAACACCAGUGCCUCCCACUUCCUCUGCCGCAGCGCAGCAAUCCCAGUCCGGAGGCCCGAUGGUAAUGACCACGGUGCCACUUCCAUCCUGCAACUCUCUCUUCCAGCAUUUCUGCUACGCCUGCCAGCCUUUCUGGUGCCAUCGACACACGACGACCGUGCCGGGUGGUGCGGUCUACGAUGUGGGUGAUUUCCGGGUCCGAGUCGGGGAUGUGCGACAAACGCAACCAGCAGCGAGGGUUCGGGGGACUGUUGUCCAGAUUGAGUGGCGCGGUCCGUCUGUAGUGGAUUCACUUUCAGCGCAUGGUCUGGCUAGGAAGCAGGGGGGUGGGCAAAUAGCUGAUGAUGACUCCGCAAUUGAUAUGGCAUUCCCGGAUGCUAUUGAGGAUGCGGAUAUCGAUGCCGAAUAUGCGGCGAGUGCCGCGUUGAUUCGGGAGUUCUGGGCCCGGCUGGGCAUCGAUGGAGCCAGGGAAGCGAUUCUGCUGCCGGAUGUGGGGAAGGAGGCCAAGAAUCGUUUGAGAAGGUUGAAGCAAAAAGGCUCGCAGGCUGUCUUCGAUGAUAAGGGUUUGCAGCAGGUGGAGGAGGAUCCCGAUCCGGAUGCGGGGGUGGAUGUGGCAAGGCAAUUUAUGGAGAUCCUUAGGUUUAAUCGGUGA